CCGACAGGCAGAGCCCGGGGAGUUGGCGCUUUGCUCCGCCUGCGCCCCAGGGCUGCCCGGGCGGCGCGGCGGCACUGCCGGGCGGGGGCGCUGUUCGCUCGUAGCAGCGUCCCCGCGCCGAGGCCACCGCACCUCCCUCGGCACUAACUGGUCCAGCCCCGCCAAGUUGUGCAAAACCCCCAGCGGAGCGAGAGCCGGCCACGAGCAGCGCGCGGCAAGGAGAGGACGGCGCGCUCGGCCGCAGCGGGCGUCGGAGGAGCCGCGGGGAGCACUCCCGGGCCCCGCGAGCGGGUGGUCCCGGGCGCCCAGCUCGGCGCGGCCGCACCUGUUUCCUCCCGCGCCGGCGCCGUCUGCACCCCCACGCCCGGCUCGCACGAUGAACCUGGCGCUGGGCAACCAGACCGAGGUGGCCGGCCUGCUGCUGGCCAACGGCAGCGAGGCGCUGGGGCGCGCCGUGCGCUGCUGCACCCAGGCGUCCGUGGUGACCGACGACGGCGUCGCCGAGGGCGGCCCGGACGAGCGCAGCCUGUACAUCAUGCGCGUGGUGCAGAUCGCCGUCAUGUGCGUGCUCUCGCUCACCGUGGUCUUCGGCAUCUUCUUCCUCGGCUGCAACCUCCUCAUCAAGUCUGAGGGCAUGAUCAACUUCCUGGUGAAGGACCGGAGGCCGUCGAAGGAAGUGGAAGCGGUGGUGGUGGGGCCUUACUGACCCGGCCCUCGGGGGCCCCGCCGCCGCCGCCGCCGCGCUCCUCCCUUCCCCCAACUUCGCCGUACCCCUUCCUCGACACUGGGCGCAGCAAACCUGUCGUCGGAGUCGAUAUUUGUCCUUCUCUCGAGUUGCACCGGUCGA
Molecule: messenger RNA, 847 nt
Organism: Sorex araneus (European shrew)
Lineage: Eukaryota; Metazoa; Chordata; Mammalia; Eulipotyphla; Soricidae
Gene: RPRM
Product: reprimo, TP53 dependent G2 arrest mediator homolog
Exons: 1
Coding region: 377-706 (109 amino acids)
Biological process (GO): regulation of mitotic cell cycle
Cellular component (GO): cytoplasm
Source: RefSeq, a predicted model, not a curated record